This is a messenger RNA of Rotaria socialis, 2322 nucleotides long. Lineage: Eukaryota; Metazoa; Rotifera; Eurotatoria; Philodinida; Philodinidae. The record is from the annotation of a GenBank genome assembly.
AUGGACUGGACUUGUAGUGAAUGUACUUACACGAAUUCAUCUGAGGAUAAAAUCUGUGUAGUAUGCGAAGAUGGAUAUCGAUUCUUUUCCGUGGAUUCGAAUGAAAAUAGUUCACAAAACAUGGACGACAACGUUGAUUCAAACGACAGUGUUAUCACUUUAAACAAUAAAGCUAAUGAACAAGAACAAGAAAAUCUGUCGUCUACUUCUGUUGCACGUGAACACGACGAAGACGAUAAUCUUCUUGGUAGGACGAUCGAUAACAGGAAAAAAAUAGACCAAUUUAGAUUUAAUGUAGGAGCUAUUUGCUACAGAACAGAUAUCUACGUUCGCGAAGACGGUGAAGUUUUGUACGGCCAACAAGCAAUUGAUGAACGCAAACGAUCUAUUGCCAGAAGAAAAGCACUUGAUUUGCAAAAAUUACUGGAAAAAUCGUCAGAUAAACUAGAUUCAAAGAGACAAAAGUCAUUAUCGACAUUUUCUACUAACACCUUGAAAACCUCUGCGACUGAUGCUACGAAAACAUCUUUUACUUCGGCAUCAGCUGGUCAUUUUAAUGCUUUAACUGCUCACGCAAAAGUUGCAAACGUCAGUGCCACUGCAACAGCAGAAAUAGCCACUGUUUCUACGGGCAAUGCGUUUGCCACCGGUGCCAAUGCUUCGGCCUCUGCGUCAUCUUCCGUAGUGCGUGUAAACACUCUGAAUACCACCGCUACUGGUGUUAAUACUUCGAUCAGUGCGACCGCCGAUGGUUUGAAAGUAGCUGCUGGAAAUGUAAGCGUUACCGGCGCUGAAACUACUGCUUCUGUUUCUGCAUCAGCAGCCAAAGUCAUUGUGGGCAAUGUUGAUGUGACCGGUGCCAGCGCCGGUGCAAGUGCUAGUGUGAAUGGAGCCGGUGUUUCGGCUUUCAAUGUUAGCAUCGGUGGAGCCAGUGCUGCUGCAUCAGUGAAUGUAGAUGGUUCACUUUCUUUUGGAAAUGUUAAUUUGGGUCUUCGACCAUCGCUGGAUAUCGGCUUGGGUCUAAACAUAGGAAUUCCGUUCUUAAGUGGUUCGCGAGUGGGGUCCGCUGGCGGCGGUAACAACAAUGGCGAUGAAUGCAACGACGAGAAAGUUCAUGGAUUAGAAGGAUGCCAGAAAUAUUUAUCGGAAAAGUUUCCAAAUCAACGGCAUUAUGUAAAGGCUGCUGAAUUUUCAGUCGACCCGAAUACAACGGGUGAAGCGAUUGAUCCAACUCUGACCGAUAAACGACUCGAACGAGACAACGGUGAUAAUUCUGCCGUUGAAAACGUCAUCGGUCGACACGAAAAACUCGUUGAAGAAGGAAACAAAUUCGUUGGCUUUAAAGGAGGUCCAAAAAGAGAUAAUACUACUAAUGAACAAUCAAGUUCGGAGCCGGCUGCGCCAUCCACGAUUAUUAACUCAGAUUCGGGGUCGGUAACAGUCCCCUCUAAAAACGAAUGGAGUGGCAUGUAUACUUCACCGUCACCUGCUGUUGCUGCUGGAUACGCCAUAGACGAUCAAGGACGUCCAGGUGUGAUCGAUCGAGUUUAUUUGCCGAAAGGUGCCGCUGAUAUGUAUCACACCAGUACAGGAUUAAACACACGCGAAGGAACAGAAGCGUUGAAACAAGUUCGACAGCAUUCAAACGAAAGGUACAUUUUCAGUGGCCCUCAACAUGCAACCGACCCCGAUUUACGCCCUCCUGAAACCGUUAUUUCUCCAGCUGUUCGCGAUGAAGCAUUAGCGGCUGGAAACAUACGGUUUGAACCGUCUGCUCAUGGAAUCAAUCGACAAUCGUAUCAAAUGGACACAGUUUACGAAAGAGAACUUGAAUCUUCACGUAUAGUUCCCGAUUACAUGGUCAACAUGACGAAAGGUCCUGCCGACUGUGAACGGGAUGGAGGUCGCGAACGACUUGGCCAUGUUUUUCAAGGUCGGCCACCCUAUGGAUACGAAACUGUUCCACUGAAAACGAAAGAACUCAGUGACGACGAUAAAUUAUUGCUUGAAGAAUGCAGAAAAUUGGGAUUCGAAAUUCCGCCAGGCUCGUUAGACGAAUGGGUAAAGAAAUUGAGAAGUGAUGAAGAAUACGAACGUGAAGAAGACGUCAAAAAUCGUCGAGCUCAAAGCAAUAAUAAUGGCAACAGUGAAAAGUUCAUGACAAAACAAGACAAAGAAGAAUCUGAAGAAGAAAACGAACCACUGAAACCCUGCAAAGACCACCCAAUCAACGUUCGGUGUAUGAAAUGCAUCAGCGGUUCAUCUGAACCUCGAGUUCGUCAAUUGCACGGUCGAAUCCACGGAUUCAAGUUCAACAAUUAG